Striga hermonthica is the source of this 1347-nucleotide messenger RNA. The record is from the annotation of a GenBank genome assembly. NCBI's taxonomy places the organism in Eukaryota, Viridiplantae, Streptophyta, Magnoliopsida, Lamiales, Orobanchaceae.
AUGGCGGCGUUGAAAGUCUUCGCGUUCACUGUAUUCCUUUCCCUAAUUGUCGCCCGUAUCGGAGUUAACGCUGAUGCCUCAAUCUCAGACUUCGAUAACGAGGUCAAAGGCCCCAGAUCGGAGGGUCCUGAUUCAUCCAUCCUGGAGCAGUUCAAGUCCAAGAUCCAUAGUCUCGAAUCACAUGUCGAGGAGAAAAUUCGAGAACUAAAAGACAAAGACGAAUUGAUUGAUGCUAAAGAGAAGAUAAUCGAAGAAAAAUCAGAUAGUAUUGCAUCACUGGAGAAUGAGAUUGCCUCUCUACAAAGAAAGGGCAAAUCAGAUGCUGCAGAACAGGUGGGAAAGGCACACGCAAGAGCCGGUGUAUUGGAAAAAGAAGUGGAGAGACUGAGAAAAGACAUUGAUUUGAAAAUCAAGGAAAUAGAGCUAUUGCAGACCGGGGUAAGAGAAGCUGAAAGAAAGGGUUCUGAUCUGAAUUCUAAAUUUGACAGACUUCAAAAGAUCAUUGAUGAUCAGAAAACUAAGAUACGGAAAACUGAACGUGCUCUUCAAAUCGCCGAGGAAGAAAUGAUGAAGGCAAAGUUUGAAGCAACAUCCAAGAUCAAGGAGUUGAUGGAGGUUCGUGGUGCUUGGCUUCCUCCUUGGCUAGCAUUUCAUAUCAAUAACUAUCAGUCUCUUCUAGAGAAAAACUGGGAAGUGCAUGGAAAACCUGCUCUGGAGAAGUUGAUACAGAAGGCUGUUGAAAAGAAAGCCCAAGCUGAAGAGUGGGCUGCACCACAUGUAGAAACUUUUAAAACUAAAUGGGUACCAGCUGUUCAGGAACAGUGGGUUGUGAUAACCACUAAAGUUGAACCGCAUGUUCAAACUUUGACAACUAGGGCUGUUGAGUUAUACAAAGUAUCAAAGGAUGCUGCAACUCCUCACAUCAUUAAAGUUCAGGAAGUUGCAGAACCUUAUUUUCAGGAACUGAGGAAACAUAGUAAACCAUACAUCGAUCAGGUUGCCACAGCUGCAAGACCUCAUGUUGAUAAAUUACGCACUGUUUUAAAGCCGUAUACGCAGCAGGUGGUUCAUGCUUAUGGAAAGUUCCUUGAGUCUUCAACUAUAUAUCAUUCUCAGGUUCAAGAUGUAGUUCACGAGAAACUGAAGAGUCACGAGCUCACAAGACAUCUUGCGACGAAAGAGUUGGUUUGGUUUUCUGCUUCUGCACUGCUGGCCUUGCCUAUCAUUUUUCUUCUGAAAAUAUUUUCAGCCACUUUCGGCAGUAAAAAAAAGCCGAGAAAGCCUGUCAGAACUGGUAACGCACACAAUACUCGUCGCAAAGGAAAACGUGUACACUCAGACAAAUGA